AUGUCUAUCAACUUCAUGACAAGCAGCUAUCUGCAAUACAAAUCUGACACCGACGCCGUAGCAACAUGGCUCGUUGCCACUGCUAAAAGCUGUGGCUUCCCUGUGGAUACACUCGGAGCUUCAGUCAAUACAACCUCUCCCCCCUCGACUGAACCCACCGGUCCUUCCAAACGUCUGAAAGGAAAAGCGAGAAAGUUAGCUCGCGAGGCUGCCACCAAAGCCGCAUCCAGUGGCUCACAAUCAACCACAUCCCAAAAUGCUAAACACAUUCUCGCCUUGAAAGACUUCGUUGACCUGGCCGAAUACAUCGCUGUAUCAACCAAGCCGGUGGUUCGCGUGCCAGCAAGCUUCGUGGCAGUUCUUGACCGAGCCAUCUCAGUGCGACGCGAACAUGGCAACAAGGCCCGGGCGAAGGGUCCAGCAAGCCUCGAAUCGCGAGAAUCCUCCGACCGACACGAGUAUUUCAUAGGCAUCCUAGAGCAGGUUCGGCAGGCUCUGCAGCCUCGGAUGGCCGACAACCUGGCGAACCGGUUCGAAGGCUUGGAAGUUCAGGAGCCGUCCGAGGCGUUUUUGCAGGCGCCCGAUGCUCCCAUCCCCGCCCCCGCAGCCGACAAGUCAGAGGUCAACUAUGAAGCCGAGCGCCUCAGCGACUACGAAGAAGUGCUCUUCGCAUUUAGCCUCCUACUUCAGGACCUGAGAAAGAUCCGAGCCAUCAUCGUACGGACCUGGAAGGAGUACAAGCUUCGUACGUUUGACCUGGUGGCGGUGUCCCUCAUGACGAACUGUGCCAUCGACUUCGCCCGACACUUGGAGGAGGAAAUUCAGGCCCUUCUGAACGAACACGGAGGGUCGAUCGCGCUGUUGGUCGGCCUCUACGAGGGGAUCUGUGACAUGGUCGGCGACGAUCCGACGCACCGCGAGCGGCCCGGAGACCCUCUGAACUUUCGCACCUACAACAUUGCCGAGUCACUUUUCAUGGCGGCUUAUGUCUUCCUGAACUCGUUCCAUCCGCUCGUUGACGGACACAGCUUUCUCCCAUGCAGAGAACAGUCCUUUGCCACCUGCGACCGGGCGACCGAUUGGGCGCAGAAAAGUGCGAGGGACAGAUUCGAGGAGGACAACAGGGUGAUGUCUGAGGUACUCUCCGAAUUCGUGUAUCUACAUCUCCUCCUCCCGCAGCCGGAGCCACACGAAGACGAAAUCACGCGGGGGAUACGCAAGAUGUUCGACACGCACCAGAUUCCCCUCUGGCUGGUGUUCGCGAGCCAAAUCUUCCUUGACAUUCACCAUUGCCUGGAGGGGGAUGUGGUGAAUGGGUUCGCGGAUUUCACCAACACCGCCAAAUGCAUUCAGAGCUCCAUCGAGCUGAACCAGGAGUUCUUCGCUCAUCUCCGCAUCGUGACGUGGCCCGAACAAUAUGACGCCCGGAUCAAGCGAUUCCUCGAGUUCCUUACCGCGUGGGUGGAUUCCGACUUCACGCAGCCCGCAAAGGAGAGGCACCAGGUCUGGAGGCCUUCAGAUAGCUUCAAACUCAUGAAAUGGCACCCGCUGUUCUGUGGGAUUCUGACCUACUAUGUCAAGGCUCGCUUCCAGGAUUUCGCCAUGGCUUUUCAGGGCACAUGGGGGGCGAUUAUGUACACCGCCCACCUGUACAACGCCCUGCAGCAGGAAGGCUUACUGACGAGACACUGGGCGGACAUGGAGCUUGUCCUGGGCUGGCAUAAUGAGAUUUUCGUCGGCGCCCCGCCCUCUCAGCAACCUGACUUUUUAAAACAGUACAGUCUCUGCAUCGGCUGCUCUGCGGCAGCGUUCGCUCGCAACCGACGAGACCACGCUAGACUACCCGAAUCAAAGGCGGGGCCAAGGCGCAUGAAGCCUGUCGCGCCCGUCUCACGGAUGUUCUUCAGUCGACACUGCGAAGGACUGGCACCGAGUGGAUUCAGCGAAUCGGACCUCGAGACAAUUCUAGCCAAGUCCACUAUAGGGAAGGGCGAACAGCAAGAUGAAUCCCGUUCAACGCAGCGCGGCACCCGCUCCAGCAGAAGCAAACCUACCAAGAAGCGCUCCGCUCGUCAGCUGACCAUCGUCGAAUUACUCGAGACCUUGCGAGACACUGUUCACAACGAAGCGCCGGAAUUCACAUUCGAUUAUCUGGCAUUGCACAGAAACUGCUGGAGACUACUUCGGAUGGUCCGGGACAUGUGCGAUCCCCAUCUGCGCAGGGUACAUGGGGCUGACUACCUGGAGGAUGAGACCGAGCUGCCGUUCCUCGUCGGCUACUUGUUCAUGGCUGCUGCGGGGACAGACGCACUGGGCAAGAUCCUAGCCGAAAAGGACGAGGUAGUCAGCGGCCAGAUGAUGGCGUGCGCCGCCACUGUGGUUGAGGGUAUGAUCGAGUCGGGGGCUGGAUCUCUGGCCGUGAAGCUUCUUGGCCAGCAGGGCUAUCAGAUCGAGUUUGAGGAGAAAGAAUAG
This is a messenger RNA of Aspergillus japonicus CBS 114.51, 2472 nucleotides long. RefSeq lists its product as uncharacterized. Lineage: Eukaryota; Fungi; Ascomycota; Eurotiomycetes; Eurotiales; Aspergillaceae. The transcript has 2 exons. The record is from RefSeq and is a predicted model, not a curated record. Bases 1 to 2472 code for a protein of 823 amino acids.